CUUGGCCGAAAUCCUUCUUUCUUAGGCCCAAGUUAAAUUUGCUUCUUGCACCACUAUUUUAACAAUCAUGGGUGAAGAAGAAUACUUGAAACAGUCGUCGCGCUUAGGGAACUUGGAUCGUCCACAAGUAGCCAUCUUGGACUUUGGGUCCCAGUACUCCCACUUGAUUGCCCGUCGCGUCCGCGAACUCCACGUUUACUGUGAACUCUACAGUUGCCAGGUUGACGCCGCCGAACUCGCCCAACACCAACUGACGGCCGUCAUUCUUUCCGGCGGUCCGAAUUCCGUGUACGAAGAAGGCGCACCGCAUGUGUCUCCAGAGACCUGGAAACUUAUUCAAGAUCGACGUAUUCCCGUCCUCGGAAUCUGCUACGGUAUGCAGGAAUUGGCACACGUAUUUGGAGGCCGCGUGGAAGCAGGUCUCAAACACGAGUACGGCAAGGCCAUGGUACACCGGGUAGAAGGCUGCGAUUCGCAGUUGUUUGCCGACAUGCCCAGCGAAUUUCAAAUGUGGAUGUCACACGGAGACAAGUUACAUGCCGUACCGGACGGGUUUAAAGCCGUCGGCGCGACAGCCAACGCCGAAUACGUUGCGAUUGAAAACUUGGCCACCCGCAUGUGGGGACUCCAAUUUCAUCCCGAGGUCACGCACUCGCCUCUGGGGAAAACGUUGCUCCGAAAUUUCGUGAUCACCAUUGCUGGUGCCACACCGGAUUGGGUCAUGACGGAUUACGCACAAGAGUUUAUCGAAGAAGUCCGGGCCAAGGUAGGACCGGAUGGUCACGUUUUGGGAGCCGUCAGUGGUGGAGUGGAUUCGACUGUGGCUGCCGUACUUAUGACGAGGGCAAUUGGUGAUCGCUUUCACGCCGUGCUCGUUGACAACGGCUGUCUGCGCAAGGACGAAGCCAGUGCCGUGCUCAAGCGGAUGCGGGAAGACUGUGGCGUCAAUCUACGCUGUGUGGAUGCGAGUGACAGGUUUUUGGAUCUACUCAAGGGAGUGACGGAUCCGGAAAAGAAGCGAAAGAUAAUUGGUGGAACAUUCAUCGAUGUGUUUCAGGAAGAGGCUGCAAAGAUUGAACGAGAAAGCGGCCCUUGUCAGUAUUUACUGCAGGGAACAUUGUACCCUGAUGUAAUUGAGAGUAUCUCCUACAAGGGACCGUCGGCGACGAUCAAGACACAUCACAACGUUGGUGGCCUCCCAGCUUCAAUGAAUUUAAAACUAAUCGAACCGCUACGGGAACUCUUCAAGGACGAGGUGCGAGAGCUCGGCAUGGCCUUGGGCAUUGAUGAAGCUAGCGUCUGGCGGCACCCCUUUCCCGGUCCAGGUCUGGCCAUUCGCAUAAUUGGGGAAGUAACGGCCGAACGCGUCAAAAUAUUGCAAGAAGCUGACGCCAUUAUGAUUGAAGAAUUGUGGCGUUCGGGACAUUAUCGUGCGAUUGGACAAGCCUUUGUCGUUCUGUUGCCCGUUAAGUCGGUGGGGGUCAUGGGCGACGGUCGCACGUAUGAGAACGUCGCAGCGGUCCGUUGCGUGGAAACCACUGACUACAUGACGGCCGACUUUUACCAUUUGCCAUACGACGUAAUGGGCACAAUGAGCUCACGCAUUAUCAACGAAGUGCGGGGCAUCAAUCGCUUGUGUUACGAUAUCAGUUCCAAGCCGCCAGCAACAAUUGAAUGGGAGUAAAGAGAAGAGGUUGUUCUGUUCUUUGGUUAUCGUUCCUAGACUUGAAAAUCAUGUGUUUUUCACAGCUAGGUAAUACCGAUACAGGAAUGGAAUGGAUAUAUUUAGCUUUGAUCCUGUUUCAUAGCUGGAGAGGCAACUGAUACGACUCCUUACAUUAGUUUUGACCCUGUUACCUGUGUUCUGAAAUGUUGCUGGGGUUUUCUCCGUCGCCAGCCAGACGGGAGUCCAUGCGCUGUUGUUCGUGACAGCUGACAACUUAUUGACGCAAUAGCAAAGUGCGAGGAGGAGCACUGACCUACAAUAGCCUCACCAUAUGAUUCUUUAUUGCGUACCAGAGAAUUCUCAUGAAUCCAGUACUAUAAUUGACAAAAAUGCUUCG
Messenger RNA from Phaeodactylum tricornutum CCAP 1055/1, 2063 nucleotides. RefSeq lists its product with no specific name. The coding region runs from base 68 to 1684 and encodes 538 amino acids. Gene Ontology annotation, molecular function: ATP binding; GMP synthase activity; GMP synthase (glutamine-hydrolyzing) activity. The transcript has 2 exons. Gene Ontology annotation, cellular component: cytosol. The record is from RefSeq and is a predicted model, not a curated record. Lineage: Eukaryota; Bacillariophyta; Bacillariophyceae; Surirellales; Neidiaceae. Gene Ontology annotation, biological process: GMP biosynthetic process.